AUGUGUAAAAAAAUCCUCCCUACAAGAGAUAAGCUUCAAGGAAUAAUUCAAGAUGAGAACUACAACUGUCCAUUUUGUUCUCAUGAACUGGAAACUGCAGCUCAUAUUAUUUUGGAUUGUCCCUUCUCCAAAGCCAUCUGGUUUGCUCUUAUGGGUCUUCACAUUGAACAAGGUACCUUGCUUGCAGAUUGGAUAUGUGCAAUGUUUGAUAAAUUAUUUGUCAAACAAUUACAGGAAUAUGAUCUGUGCAAGAUAGCAAUCAUAGCUUGGUGCAUCUGGAUUUCUAGGUGUGAUGUUGUCUUCAAAGGAAUUGCACCUUCUGUGGAAAAUAUCAUUCAGAGAUGCAAAAGAGAAUUUGCAGUCUUAGAUUAUCAGCCCAUGAAAAACCACAAAACUCUAGAACCACAAAAUAGAAUAAAUCUUCACUGGAAGCCACCUUUGAUGAAUUACUUUAAAAUUAAUUCUGAUGGUUCUUUUAGUUCUACUACUAAUACUGGAGGAAUUGGUCUAAUUUGUCGUGAUUUUGCAGGUACGCAUCAUGGAUCAAAAUGCUUCUACUUAACCAAGGCGCAUAGUCCAGUACAAGCUGAGAGUAAAGCUUUAUGGGAGGCAAUGCAAUGGGCAUUGGAGAAAAAUCUGGAGAAAGUCAUUUUUGAGCUGGAUGCAAAGCUUGUGGUGGAUGCAGUCUUGGGAGUUUCUAUAAACAUUGACUGGAGAUUACAUAAUUUGAUCUUAGAAAUAAAAAGCUUAUUAAGUUCACAUUCCUUUUGGAAAUGCUGCUAUGUGCCAAAAGAGAAAAAUAAAAUUGCAGACACUCUUUCUAAAUUAGCUAGAACUCAAUGUAUAAGUAGUGUUUGGAUUAUAGCUCCUCCGGUUGAAAUCAUGGAUCAACUGAAUAAGGAUGCACAUAAUGUAACCGCUAUUUAA
Papaver somniferum (opium poppy) is the source of this 927-nucleotide messenger RNA. RefSeq lists its product as uncharacterized. NCBI's taxonomy places the organism in Eukaryota, Viridiplantae, Streptophyta, Magnoliopsida, Ranunculales, Papaveraceae. Bases 1 to 927 code for a protein of 308 amino acids. Gene Ontology annotation, molecular function: RNA-DNA hybrid ribonuclease activity; nucleic acid binding. The record is from RefSeq and is a predicted model, not a curated record. The transcript has a single exon.